AUGUGGCUAAAGCUUGAAGGGAAAUUCUCAUACCUUCGGCUCUCCGACAAUCUCGUUGUCGAACAUGAAACUGGCCACCGAAGGGAUAAAAUUCGAAAUUUGUUUCAGGAGGUCACCGAAGGAACGGAUGACGUGCCGUUCGGCGAGACCCUCCUCGCCGCCAGCUACCUGCAGGGCUGGCACGCCGACGACCCGGAUCGCGUCAUCAAGAUGUACGACGAGAUGACGCUCGAGUUCAUCCGUGUCCUCGAUGCGUACGACUACAAGCUGUUCGCGAACCGGGGCGGCCUGCAAAAAUUGCGCGACGACAUCCGCGAGCAGCUCAAGAAGAAGAUGGCCAUGUACUCCACCGUCGGCACCGAGAUCGCGAUCGAGUUCCUGAAGGCGUCCCGCGACAAGAAUCACGUGCCCGAGUCCCGCAACUGCUCCUACGAGUACUUCAAGUCGUUCUGUCUGGCCGGCAACGACAAGGGCUGCGAGAAGGCGCUCGAGCAAGUCGGCGUCGAGGAGGAGGAGAUCAUCUACGGCACGGCCAUCCAGCUGUCAUUCGAAGCGUGGCGCCGCAACCACCCUCUCCCUGCCUUCUACGGCGACAAACCCCUCGCCACCAUCGUGUUCCGCGAGCUGACCAUCGGCGACAUGUUCUUCGCCGCGUGGGCCGUACAAAAGUGCGACUCGUACACGAGGACCUUGCCUAGCAAGGAAUCGUGGGGCAUGCGGACGUUGAUCGACGCCGCGUCAGCCAAUCACCCAUAUUGGAUCGAACAGUGUGGUGAGCGGGAUUAUAUGCAGAGGGUCGAGCGCUGCCCCUUGCUGCUACCCAUGGAGUACCACGUGGACCUC
Mesorhabditis spiculigera is the source of this 843-nucleotide messenger RNA. Lineage: Eukaryota; Metazoa; Nematoda; Chromadorea; Rhabditida; Rhabditidae. The record is from the annotation of a GenBank genome assembly.